This is a messenger RNA of Entelurus aequoreus (snake pipefish), 3534 nucleotides long. Its product is annotated as interleukin enhancer-binding factor 3 homolog. Gene Ontology annotation, cellular component: precatalytic spliceosome. The transcript has 18 exons. Lineage: Eukaryota; Metazoa; Chordata; Actinopteri; Syngnathiformes; Syngnathidae. Gene Ontology annotation, molecular function: double-stranded RNA binding; single-stranded RNA binding. The record is from RefSeq and is a predicted model, not a curated record. The coding region runs from base 151 to 3024 and encodes 957 amino acids.
AAUCAGCAUGUUGGUGGGCGUGGCAUCUUGCUGUUUUUUUAAAGCAGCCAUCCAUCUUCCUGCAGCCAUUUUUCAACGUGCGGAGAGGAGAGAAACUACUCCAAGACCACACUGCAACAUACCAGCUGCUGCUAAAAUAUUAACGCCACGAUGAAGAUGGGACCGCCGCUGCGAUACCGCUCCUUGCGUGUCUUCUUGCAUGACGACCGCCACGUCAUGGCCAAGCAUUCAGCCAUCUACCCAAGUCAGGAGGAACUGGAGAAUGUCCAAAACAUGGUGUCCCAUACAGAACGAGCCCUAAAGGCUGUGUCAGACUGGCUGGAUAAACAGGAGAAGUCAGACACUGAUGGCUCAGAAGCCGAUAAGGAAAUCACUGAACAGAAGGAACAACCCAUCCGAAGUCUUCGUGGCGUGAUGAGGGUGGGCCUGGUUGCAAAGGGCCUCCUACUGAAGGGAGAUCUAGACCUUGAACUGGUACUCUUAUGUAAGGACAAGCCAACCAUCACUUUGUUGAAGAAGGUGACCGACAACAUUGAUGCACAGCUUAAGGUCGUAACAGAAGACAAGUAUGUUGUAAGCCAGGAUGUGCAGGAGGCCACUAUCACCAUCAAGAGCACAAAGGAGCCGCCUCUCAACCUUACCAUUCACCUGACUUCCCCUUUGGUUCGCGAGGAGAUGGAGAAGGCUGCGGCUGACGAAACGCUAACAGUCAACGAUCCCCCGGAUGCUCUGGACAGGCAGAAAUGCCUAACUGCCUUGGCGUCUCUUCGCCACGCUAAGUGGUUCCAGGCCAGAGCCAAUGGACUGCGCUCCUGUGUGAUUGUCAUUCGGGUUCUAAGGGACCUGUGUGCACGUGUCCCCACAUGGACUCCUCUUUGUGGCUGGCCACUAGAGCUGAUCUGUGAGAAAGCCAUUGGCACAGGAAACCGGCCCAUGAUGGCAGGGGAAGCACUUCGCAGAGUUUUAGAAUGUCUUGCUUCAGGAAUCCUGAUGCCAGAUGGCGCUGGAAUAUGUGAUCCGUGUGAGAAGCAGUCCACAGACUCUAUUGGCCACUUGGACUACCAGCAGCGGGAAGACAUCACAUUGAGUGCACAGCAUGCCUUAAGGCUGUCAGCGUUUGGACAGCUUCACAAAUUGCUUGGAAUGGACCCGCUCCCCAGUAAGAUACCCAAGAAAUCUCCUGGACCUCAAAUUGAUUAUUCAGUGCAAAUCCCACCCAGCUCAACAUAUGCUCCAGCAAUGAAAAGGCCGAUUGAGGAAGAAGAGGGGAUUGAAGACAAGAGUCCCAAUAAGAAGAAGAAAAAACUGCAGAAAAAAUCUGCCGAAGAUAAACCUGAUCCUCCCCAGGCUAUGAAUGCUUUGAUGCGCCUUAACCAGCUAAAGCCGGGUCUACAAUACAAGCUGAUAUCGCAGACGGGCCCGGUCCAUGUUCCCGUUUUCACUAUGUCAGUAGAAGUGGAUGGCAAGACCUUCGAGGCGUCGGGCCCAUCCAAACGUACUGCCAAGCUGCAUGUAGCUGUAAAGGCCCUGGAAGACAUGGGUUUGCCCACUGGAAUGGAUGAAGAAAUCCCAGUACCUGUGGUGAAUGUCAAGCCUGUACAAAAAAACAUUGUACCUGCCCCAGCACCUACACAAACUGAUAAAACUGAUGCUGCGGAGGCCGCCAAACAGGGACCGAUUCUUACAAAACACGGCAAGAACCCGGUGAUGGAACUGAACGAGAAGCGCCGUGGCCUGAAAUAUGAACUUAUCACCGAGACCGGCGGCAGCCAUGACAAGCACUUUAUCAUGGAGGUGGAGAUAGACGGAAAGAAAUUCCAGGGGACAGGUUCUAACAAGAAGGUGGCCAAGGCUUAUGCGGCACUGGCUGCUUUAGACCGGCUCUUUCCGGAGAGUUCUUUGACUGUAGUGGCAAAAAAGAAAAAGGGAUCAUACAUGAACAACGAUGGCUUCAUGAUGGGACCGCCUGCACCCAGAGGCCGCGGUAGAGGACGAGGUCGUGGAAGAGGCAGGGGUUUCAAUAACGGAGGCGCCGUAGGAGGGGGAGGAGGCUUCGGCACGUACGGUUACGGCAACAGCUCCGGGUCUGGAUACAAUUUCUACAAGAACGGUGGUGCAAAUGGAGGAGGCGGGCUAUCAGGUGGCCCUUCAAUUGGUUCUCUGGCCAGCACAGGACUUGGAUCAAACAUGGGCCCGGGGCUUGGAUCAAAAAUGGGCCCGGGGCUUGGAUCAAACAUGGGCCCGGGGCUUGGAUCAAACAUGGGCCCGGGGCUUGGAUCAAACAUGGGCCUGGGCUUUGGAUCAAACAUGGGCCCGGGGCUUGGAUCAAACAUGGGCCCGGGGCUUGGAUCGACCAUGGGCUCAGGGCUUGGAUCGACCAUGGGCCAAGGACUUGGAUCGACCAUGGGCUCGGGCUCAGGCUCAUUUGGCUCAUACUACGAGGGUGACGGAGCCUACAAUACUACAGCUGCGCCUAAAAAUGUCAAAACCAAACUCUUCACACGCGGAGGAAAGCCACCUUUCCAGAAGCUGUCUGGCGGCAGAGGGGCUGGAGGCUACAAGGCCAACAACCCUGCGGGACGGAGCACCUAUUCCCAGUCCGGCCAGGGCUAUGGGCAAGGAAAGAAGAAUUUCAACCAGGGCACUGGGGGCGGAUACUCUUACAGCACUGCCUACCCCAGCCAGGUGACCGGUGGCAGCGGAGGAAACCAGGACUACAAUUACGAAGGUUUCAGCAACCAGUCUAAUUACAACUCGCAGGGAGGUGGCGGGGACCAGUCUGGCUUUGGCGGGGCCGACCAGUCUGGCUUUGGCGGGGCCGACCAGUCUGGCUUUGGCGGGGCCGACCACUCGGGCUAUGGCGGGGCCGACCACUCGGGCUAUGGCGGGGCCGACCACUCGGGCUAUGGCGGGGCCGACCACUCGGGCUAUGGCGGGGCCGACCACUCGGGCUAUGGCGGGACCGACCACUCUCAGUAUGGAGGCUACGACCAGGGAGAUGACGGUGGAAAUUACCAGUUUUGAUAGACUCGCUAGCAUGCUUCGUCAUCUCCAAAAUCAUCUGCAAAGAAAAUAAUUGAUGGCUCGCCUCUACUCCUCAGCCUUUCCUCCAUGUUUGCUGUUAAUAUGCAUAUUAGGUGGUGUGUUGCACAUGAACUCCAGAAGGUGUCCAGCUAAUGCCCGGCCACAUAUUUGAAGAGCUUUGCCAUUUCUUUUUUAGUUACAUAGUUGUCUUGUUCUGUAUUUAUAAAAUCACCGAGUAGGAAAACUGAUGCUAUGGGUCUUGUGUAACACGGACAUUUUUUUAACAAAUUGCAAAGCGACUACAACAAAUUUUAUCUCCUAGGCUUUCAGUUUUAGACGUUAUUUUCCUUGAUUAGAUGAUUACUUUUAGUAAUGACAGACUACUGGAAAUGCACCUGUUUAUUCCAUAUUAGUGCUCCAAGUAGCUUUUGAUUUUGUGGGUGAUAUUUUUUUUUUCUUUCCUUCUGUGUAUGUAACAAAUGUGUUUGUAUUUAAACAAGUUAUUUUGAA